UAAACAUCCUCUUCGUCGCUGUUCCAAAGGAGUCAUAUCCCUUCUCCAGAACCGGCACAGAAAGCCUCCCGACAGCCUGCCUUCUCGCCAGAAGCGCAACUAAACAGAUGUCGCAGCACCAAAGUCAUGAGCCAGAAUCUCCUUCUCCAUCUCGAGGCGCGGGCUCAUACCGCGACUCUGCCUCCGGGCACAAAAGUAGAUUAAUAACUCUUCAAGCGUUCCAAGCCAUAUGGCGGCACCUUAACGUCGGCGACGAAAAAACCCUCGGAGAGAACAAGGAUGAUCGUCGGCGUCAUUUCAACCCAUAUCUGCCAGCGAACGGAUCGAAAACUCGGGAUCUAGCGAGAGAGAGAGGAUAUCAAUGUGAAACGCCGGGUGAUGAUGCAGAUAACGUGUGCAAUGCGGUGUGGGCGAGGCUUGCGGUCUGCAAUGAGGUUUCCCGCCGCUAUGUCGGCCAUGCUAAUGACGAGAAGAGCUUGGGUAAAUACUGCGUAGACUGUUGUUUAAACGAACAUGUCCAGAGAGGGAUUGCGGUCUGGAAGCGUCUCGCCUCCGACAUGUGAGCGAUCGUGGAGGAACGUGACUGAUUUAGCGCACCUAAAAGGGAAAGCUAUAGUUUCAAAACCACGGACACCACAACUCAAUAAAAG
Molecule: messenger RNA, 650 nt
Organism: Trematosphaeria pertusa
Lineage: Eukaryota; Fungi; Ascomycota; Dothideomycetes; Pleosporales; Trematosphaeriaceae
Exons: 1
Coding region: 108-563 (151 amino acids)
Source: RefSeq, a predicted model, not a curated record